CCAAAAUUAUGUUAUAAAUCACAAACAUCUACAUCCGUGUGAAUAAACUUCUUAUAUCCAAUUUUGCAACAACAACAAUAAUUCAAUUUCACCUGUGAAUAUAGAAAAAGAGUUUGUCUACGACUGGUGAUGUUAUAAAUGAGACAGAAAAAUCAUGUUUGAUUCAAUCUUUCUGAAUCUUUCGCCAAAGUUCUAUGUGGCACUGACCGGUACGAGCUCACUGAUAUCAGGAUUGAUUCUGAUUUUCGAAUGGUAUUAUUUCAAAAAGUAUGGAAUUUCAUUCAUCGAACAAAUCUCCCUAAACCACAUCAGCCCAUUCCUAUCAUCAACCGAGAAUCCACAAAACGGCGAGCAAAAUGGACAAUUUGAACUAAAAGUCUGGCGAAAUCCUUUCAAUCUUUUCCGAGGGUCUGAAUAUCAACGAUAUUUUUGGGCAACAGCCAAGGAACCACUCACGUAUUAUGACAUGAAUUUAAGUGCACAAGAUCAUCAGACAUUCUUUACAUGCAGCAUCGAUACUGGUAAACCUGACUAUGAAAUGAUGAUGCAUGCAUACAGGGAAAGAAAUCCUGUGUCGAGGAUCAAAAGUGCACACAAAGCACUUGAAAUUAAUCCUGAAAAUAGCUGUGCUUACAUUUUACUUGCUGAAGAGGAAGCGACGACAAUUGUUGAAGCUGAAAUUAUUCUUAAGCAGGCAUUAAAAGUUGCAGAAAUUAAUUAUAAAAAAUCACAGGGACUACAGGGAGCUUUACAUGAAGCAGCACAUCGACGAGAUGCCAAUAUUAUUAUUUAUAUUAAGCGACGACUUGCAAUGUGUGCACGAAAGCUUGGGAAGUUGAAAGAGGCAACGAAAAUUUUUCGAGAUUUAACGAAGGAACCACCGUCAAGUAUUAUUUCUGUUUUAAAUGUUCAUGAGAAUCUUCUCGAGUGCUUGCUGGAGAUGAAGGCUUAUGCUGACUGUGCUGCUGUGUUGGCCAAAUAUGACGACAUCAGUCUUCCAAAGUCAGCAGCCAUCUGCUACACUUCAGCACUCUUAAAAGCGCGAGUAGUAUCUGAUAAGUUUCAACCUGAUGUAGCUAGUCGACGAGGACUGACAACAUCUGAACUGCAAGCUAUAGAAGCGAUUCAUAGAGCAGUCGAGUUCAAUCCCCACGUACCUAAGUAUUUAUUAGAGAUGAAAAAGUUGAUUUUUCCUGCUGAGCAUAUUUUGAAGAGAGGUGACAGUGAGGCACUGGCUUACGCAUUCUUCAACUUAAGGCAUUGGAAAAAUGUCAGCGGAGCUUUAAAUCUUCUUCAAAAUACCUGGGAAGGCACCUUCCGGCUGAUUCCAUAUCCACUCCAAAAAGGACAUCUGUUCUUUCCGUACCCACAAAUGUGCACAGAAUGUGCUGAUCGUGAACUUUUGCCUAGUUUCCAUGAACUCUCAAUUUAUCCCAAAAAGGAAGUUCCUUUCUUUAUUUUAUUUACGGCUGGCUUGUGCUCAUGCACAGCUUUACUUGCUCUACUUACCCACUCAUAUCCUGAUGUUAUGUACAUUUUUGCCCAAACUAUAUUAAAUUUUGUGCUUACACCUUUUAAAUUUCUUAAGGAAAUGUUAAAUUAUUGAAAAAUCUUUUUUAUUGUGAACUUUUUUUUGUCUAAUUUAUUGAACUUUUUUUUAUUAUUUUUUGACUUGAUAUUUCCAUGAGAAUAAAGUCUUUGAUGAUGACCCAGCGACUAUGAUAAUUUAUUCGAAAG
Molecule: messenger RNA, 1737 nt
Organism: Chironomus riparius
Lineage: Eukaryota; Metazoa; Arthropoda; Insecta; Diptera; Chironomidae
Source: the annotation of a GenBank genome assembly